CGACUGCUGGGGGCUGCACCAUUUGAGAGAGAGGGAGAGCACCCCACUGUUCUACGUUUGGCUGUCAUGGACCUUAUUUGAUGAGAGAGAUAUGGGCCUUCUUCGAUGAGAGAGAGAGAGAGAUGGGCCUUAUUUGAUGAGAGAAGAGAGAGAGAGAGAGCUCGACUCCAAAUAUAGGGAUUUUCCGCCAAAAAUAGAUGAGAGCUUAAAUGGUAAAAUAGGACCAAAUUCAGAGUCUGGUGCACGCGAGACCAUCUUCAUUGAUUCCCAGUCCGCUGUUUCAGCGCACCAAAACCACGAGUUCAAAUCUCACUCUGUCCCCCCUUUGUCAACUACUCAACUUUUGUUUGAUUUUUAACCGAGAUUUCGUUUUCUUACUAUUGGAAACCGAAAUUUCGUCACAUUUUAUCGUUACUUUCGCUUCUGAAGUAGGUACAUUUAUUCGGGACGCAAGUUGCAGAGAACAGUAUAUUUGCAUUCCUUUUCUUCACCUUUUUGGGUUAUUGAAUCAUUAUGGACACAGACUCCAGAUGUUUUGCCAUGGCGGUGCUUUGACGAUUGCUCGAUUCCCGUUUCUUUACUGCAGAGGGUUCAAAUUAGAGAACAAGUUUUCAGUUUCUCACUCUUCGAGAGUAAGAGUUUCUCUGUCUACCAGAAUCAAAAUGUCUGCUUCAGAACAUGCUGAUGAUCGUCUCCAAAGGAUUUCUUCUUCAAUUCGAGUCAUACCCAACUUCCCAAAACCAGGGAUCAUGUUCCAAGACAUAACUACAUUGUUACUUGACCACAAGGCCUUCCGUGACACUAUUGAUAUACUGGUGGAGCGGUACAAGGAUAAGAAUAUUACUGUGGUUGCUGGAGUAGAAGCAAGAGGCUUUAUUUUUGGACCCCCUAUAGCCUUGGGUAUUGGAGCAAAAUUUGUUCCAUUGAGGAAACCAAAGAAGUUGCCUGGUGAAGUCAUCUCCGAAGAGUAUUCGCUAGAGUAUGGAACAGAUCGAAUGGAGAUGCAUGUAGGAGCUGUACAACCAGGAGAUCGCGCACUUGUUGUGGAUGAUCUUAUUGCAACAGGAGGGACCUUAUGUGCAGCAUUGAAGUUAUUGGAACGUGUUGGGGCAGAGGUGUUUGAAUGUGCAUGCAUAAUUGAAUUGCCAGAGUUGAAGGGACGGGACAAGUUGAAAGGCACACCACUCUUUAUCCUCGUAGAAGCCAGUUGAUCAAAUUCAGAGGGCAUCAUGGUCUUGCAAGGUCCAUGUUGCAAAGCUUUAUGAGUAGCAAUGCUCAUAUUGUUGCAGUUCAAUACUAUAAUAAUCAGUGAUGUUUCUUUUUAUGUACCUUUCCAUAAUAAUGUUCAUAAAAAAGAGAAUCGGCAUUUCUUACUUGUAAACUGUUGUUAUCCUCAUAUAAUUGCAAGCAACGCUCUCCCUGCUGUAGUGCACCUUUAUUUCUUCCUA
Messenger RNA from Amborella trichopoda, 1448 nucleotides. Its product is annotated as adenine phosphoribosyltransferase 1. Lineage: Eukaryota; Viridiplantae; Streptophyta; Magnoliopsida; Amborellales; Amborellaceae. Gene Ontology annotation, biological process: adenine salvage. Gene Ontology annotation, molecular function: adenine phosphoribosyltransferase activity. Gene Ontology annotation, cellular component: cytosol; cytoplasm. The record is from RefSeq and is a predicted model, not a curated record.